AAGAGUUUCCAUAUGCUAUAUGAGGAGCAUCAGAGAGAAGAAAGACGGAUACGGGAUACCCUGUUAUAACAAAGGUCCCUGACAGACUGGAUGAGAUGAGAUCCUCAUGUAGUGAUUGCCAUGGAAACCUGUGAUUCUCCCUCUCUCUCAAGACAGGAAAAUGGGCCUAAGAUAUCAAAGUUACGUGAGACGACACAUCUUGAUAAUGAGGUGCCCGAGAAAGUCCCUGGGAUGGAGCUUGACAAGGAAAACAACCCGACGAACGACAACUUGAGGACGGCCGAGGAGAGUCUGAGAGAGGUCGCGUUUGGACUGAGCACGGCGGAGAAUGCGGCCGUCGCCCCGGUCGCUUCAGCUAAAGAGAUCCCUUGCAACGAAUGUGCCACUUCUUUCUCAAGUUUACAAAAAUACAUGGAGCACCACUGCCCGAGCGCCCGCCUGCCUCCUCCCAAGGACGAGAACGAGAGCGAGGCCAGCGACCUGGACGACAGUGACGUGGAGAACCUGACGGGAGAGAUCGUUUACCAGCCCGAUGGCUCCGCUUUUAUUCUCGAGGACUCCAAAGAAAGCAGCCAGAUAGCCCAGCCGGAGGCCAAGAGCCUCUUUUCCCCAGCACUGUACCCAAACUCUCAGACUGCUGCGGGGGACAAGACUGAGCAGUCUGCCGCUGCCCCAAUGUCCUUCUACCCACAGGUGAUCAAUACCUUUCACAUCGCUUCAUCCCUCGGGAAACCAUUUACGGCCGAUCAGGCUUUCCCAAAUACCUCAGCAUUUGCAGGAGUCGGUCCUGUGUUGCACAGUUUCCGUGUCUACGACCUCCGACACAAGAGUGAGAAAGACUAUCUAACCCUUGAUGGCGCUGCCAAAAACACCUGUGUGUCCAAAGAUGUCCCCAACAAUGUGGACUUGUCCAAAUUCGAUGGUUGCAUUAGCGAUGGGAAAAGGAAACCAAUUCUGAUGUGUUUCUUGUGCAAGUUGUCUUUUGGUUAUAGUAGGUCAUUUGUAACCCAUGCCGUGCAUGACCAUCGAAUGACCCUCAACGAGGAGGAGCAGAAGCUCCUUAGUAAUAAGUAUGUCUCUGCCAUCAUACAGGGGAUAGGCAAAGACAAAGAACCUCUUAUAAGCUUUCUGGAACCAAAAAAAUCCAAUUCUGUGUUACCCCAUUUUUCUACUGCAAACUUCAUGGGUCCUGACCCUGGCUUUCGUGGUCUGUGGAAUGCUUUUCAUGUUGAAAAUGGUGAUUCUUUGCAGGCUGGUUUUGCCUUCCUGAAGGGGAGCGCGAGUUCUGCUGUGUCGUCGGCAAACCAGUCGCCAAGGAACGCCCAGAUGCCAAAGGCUGAGAUGAACCUGGGGGGAGCGUCGGCUGCGGCAGUGAAGGCCAGCUCCGCGUCCGUCCAGCGCUCGUCACCACGCAGUGGAGCCGGGGAUCAGGAGAGCAACUGUGAACGGCAGAAGGACCUUAGCACUUUGCAUUCGAACGGGGAGUUCCCCAUCAAGAGCGAGCCCGGCGAGUCCGGCGAUGCCGAGGACGACGAAGACGCGUACUCGAACGAGCUCGAGGACAACGGCACGGGCCAGCUAGCGGAUAGUACCAGUAGCAAAGAUUUCCCUCUCUUAAACCAAAGCAUUUCUCCUUUACUGUCCAGUGUGCUAAAAUAUACUGAAAGAGGUACUUCUCCGUCCUCCGCGACUGUUUCCGACGAGCUUGAGAAGACGAAAUCGACUGCUGUCACGAGGGACAGCAACAACGACUCUUCCGCCAACGGCAGCGGAAAAGAGUUUGCCGACUCCUUGGGGGCAAGGGACGGAGGCACGCCGCCCUCGCACCCUAACGACCUGGGUCACCGAGACGACGAGAGCCCGGGCCCCAUGCGCCAGCAAGCAGCUACUCCCACGAGCACGCCCGGCACCCCGGGCCUCGGGGAGGGCUCCCCGGGCAGCGGCGGCAGUGGGGGCAGCGGCAUCGAGUGUCCGAAGUGCGACACCGUCCUGGGUUCGUCGCGCUCGCUCGGCGGCCACAUGACCAUGAUGCACUCGAGGAACUCCUGCAAGACCCUCAAGUGCCCCAAGUGCAACUGGCACUACAAGUACCAGCAGACGCUGGACGCCCACAUGAAGGAGAAGCACCCGGAGUCGGGCAGCUCGUGCGCCUACUGCCGCUCGGGCCAGGCCCACCCGCGGCUGGCGCGGGGCGAGAGCUACACGUGCGGCUACAAGCCCUUCCGCUGCGAGGUGUGCAACUACUCCACCACCACCAAAGGCAACCUCAGCAUCCACAUGCAGUCCGACAAGCACCUGAACAACGUGCAGACGCUGCAGAACGGCGGCGUGGAGCCCGUGUUCAACCACGCGGCGCCCGUCGUGCCCAGCAGCGCCAGCCUGGCGGCGGCCUGCCAGGCCAGCGCGCCCUCGCCCUCCAAACCCAAGCAGAAGCCCACGUGGCGCUGCGAGGUGUGCGACUACGAGACCAACGUGGCACGCAACCUGCGCAUCCACAUGACCAGUGAGAAGCACAUGCACAACAUGAUGCUGCUGCAGCAGAACAUGAAGCAGAUCCAGCACAACCUGCACCUGGGCCUGGCGCCGGCCGAGGCCGAGCUCUACCAGUACUACCUGGCGCAGAACAUCGGGCUGACCGGCAUGAAGCUGGAGAACGCCGCGUCCGAGCAGCAGCAGAUGAUGAUGAGCCCCUUCCAGCUUGACCCCGCCACGGCCGCUGCUCUCGGGCCCAACCUCGUAAAUAACGAGGUGCCGGUGGAGUUCCGUCUGGCGAGCGGUCAGCUAAUGGGUGACGACCUGUCGGUGCUGUCGGGCGGCGAGCUGUCGUCCUGCAUCAGCGACCCGCAGCUGAAGCUCUUCCAGUGCGCCGUGUGCAACCGCUUCACCUCGGACAGCCUGGAGGCCCUGAGCGUGCACGUGAGCGCCGAGCGCGCCCUCCCCGAGGAGGAGUGGCGCGCGCUCAUCGGCGACGUCUACCAGUGCAAGCUCUGCAACUACAACACGCAGCUCAAGGCCAACUUCCAGCUGCACUGCAAGACGGACAAGCACAUGCAGAAGUACCAGCUGGUCGCCCACAUCAAGGAGGGCGGCAAGGCCAACCAGUGGAGGCUAAAGUGCAUCGCCAUCGGCAACCCCGUGCACCUGAAGUGCAACGCCUGCGACUACUACAGCAACAGCGUGGAGAAGCUGCGGCUUCACACCACCAACCAGCGGCACGAGGCGGCUCUCAAACUCUACAAGCACUUGCAAAAACAAGAGAGCGCGUGUAGCUCGGAGUCCUGCCUGUACUACUGUGCCCUGUGCGACUACUCCACAAAAGCCAAGCUCAACCUGGUGCAGCACGCCCGCUCGGUCAAGCACCAGCAGGGCGAGGGUCUGCGCAAGCUGCAGCUGCACCAACAGGGCCUGCCGCCAGACGAGGACAGCCUGGCCGACCUCUUCUUCGUCAAGGACUGCCCGCCCACCUCCGAGCCUGAGGAACCAGGUGACGACUCCGAGGAGCCUCCGCGGGCAGCCUCUGCGGCCUCGGCCGAGGACAGAGACCUGGGCGCCGGCAGGGGAGGCAGCGGGACGGAGAAGGAUCCCAGUGUGAUUUCUUUGGCUAAAGAGACUCUUGGCUCAACCUCCAUCGGGAAGCAUUCUCUUCUCCAGGAGAAAGAAAAUGCCACGCCACCCAAGAGGCCCAAGUCGGCUGAGGAGAAGACACACACCAAUGAGCAGGUGCAGCAGUGUCCCUACUGCAACUACAGCAGCAAGGACGCCAACCGUCUACAGCUGCACAUCAUGUCCCAGCAUUCCAUGCAGCCAGCGAUCUGCUGCCCCCUCUGCCAGGAUGUGCUUAGCAACAAGAUCCACCUGCAGCUCCACCUGACCCACCUUCACAGCGUGGCCCCAGACUGUGUGGAGAAGCUGCUCAUGACCGUGGCUGGGCCAGAUACGCCCAAUAGUAUGGGGUUGCCUGGAGCAGACAAAGUCCCAUCUUUGAUGGAGUCUGUUAUGCCAGAAGGGUCUGGAAAGUCCAUAGGUAACAAUGCAAAGGAUAUCAAGAAUAGCAACUCACAAGAGAAAAGUGAGCGAGAUCUUAUUAAUGAACUCAAGCCCCCUAAAGAGGCCUCAGAAGCCCCUGACUGGAAGAAAGCUAGCGGGCAAGACUUGAAGAUCCCAGAUACCCUCCAGGAUCUCAGCGACUUGCAGAAACGUCAGCAGCUCUCGGUCUCCGACCGCCACGUGUACAAGUACCGCUGCAACCACUGCAGCCUGGCGUUCAAGACCAUGCAGAAGCUGCAGAUUCACUCGCAGUACCACGCCAUCAGGGCAGCCACAAUGUGCAGUCUUUGCCAGCGCAGCUUCCGCACCUUCAUGGCCCUAAGGAAGCACCUGGAGACCGGACACCCAGAACUGAGUGAGGCCGAGGUGCAACAGCUCUGUGGCAGCCUUCCCAUCAAUGGAGACAUCACUGAGAGUGAAGCCAGGGCUCUGGAGGAAGGCCAGAUGUUUGACCAAGACAUGGACAAAGACGAUGAGCUGGACCAGGAAGGGAAAGCCAGCCCAACUGGAAGCGACAGCAGCUCUCUGCUUGAUGACAUGGGCUCGGAACCAAAGCGCACGCUGCCUUUCCGGAAAGGUCCGAAUUUCACCAUGGAGAAGUUCCUGGAUCCCUCCCGUCCAUACAAGUGCACGGUGUGCAAGGAGUCUUUCACCCAAAAGAACAUUCUUCUGGUACACUACAACUCUGUCUCGCACUUGCACAAGCUCAAGAAAGUUCUUCAAGAAGCUUCGAGCCCCAUCCCCCAGGAGACCAGCAACAAUGUUGACAACAAACCCUUCAAGUGUAACAUCUGUAACGUCGCCUACAGCCAGAGCUCAACUCUAGAGAUUCACAUGAGGUCUGUGCUUCACCAGUCAAAAGCCAGAACUGCCAAAAUGGAGAGCAGCAGCGGUGGAAACACCAGCAGCAGCAUGGGAAGUGGCCCCAGUGGAUCUGUGCCUGCCAACAGCCCUGUUCCAGUCAGCCAGGCCAACUCAGACUCCUCCAGCCACCCAGCAUCCAGUAGUAACAAAGACAACACUGCGGACACGAAAGAAGCAGUCAACCUGAAGCAAACUACUGACCACAUGCAGGCCAGCCACCAGCAGGCUCAGUCCUCAGCUCAGCUCCAGAUGCAGCUGCAGCAUGAGCUUCAGCAGCAGGCUGCCUUCUUCCAGCCGCAGUUCCUGAAUCCGGCCUUCUUCCCCCAUUUCCCCAUGACUCCCGAGGCUCUGCUGCAGUUCCAGCAGCCCCAGUUCCUGUUCCCCUUCUACAUCCCUGGUGCCGAGUUCAACCUCAGCCCUGAACUUGCGCUCCACUCGGCUGCAGCUUUCGGGAUGCCAGGCAUGACGGGGCCGUUCCUGGAGGACCUGAAGCAGCAGAUGCAGCAGCAGCACCAGCUUGGCCAGCAGCUUCAGCUGUCCCAGCAGCAGGCCCAACAGCAGCAGCAGCAGCAGCAACAUCAGCAGCAGCAGCAGCAGUCCUCUCAGUCCCAGCUUCAGCAGCAACAACAGCAGCAGAAAGCUCAUCAGCAGCACAGCCACAGGUCGAAGAUGGAGUCUGUCAGCCUGUCCAACUCUGAAAUGCAGAUGUCCAAAGAGGCUGAAGAGCAUCUUGAAAAACAUGAAAAUAAAGCCAAACAAGAGAGCAUGAAUGAUGUGGAUGGCACAAAGGAAAACAGCAAAGAUCCCAAAAAGCCCAAAUUUUCAGAGCCACUUAUCCCCCCACCUCGAAUCGUAUCAGGUGCAAGGGGCAACGCUGCCAAAGCCCUUCUGGAGAACUUUGGGUUUGAGCUGGUUAUUCAGUACAAUGAGAACAGGCAAAAGAGCCAGAAGAAAAAUAAAGUUGGAGAAGAAGAGGUCAUCAGUGAUAAGCUGGAAUGUGGGGCAUGCGGGAAGUUGUUCUCUAACAUGUUGAUUCUCAAGAGUCACCAGGAGCACGUCCAUGGUCAGUUCUUUCCCUACCUAGAGCUGGAGAAGUUCGCCCAGCAGUACAGAGAAGCUUAUGAUAAGCUCUACCCAAUUAACCCAUCCUCUCCAGAGCCACCUCCUCCUCCACCUCCUCCUCCACCACCUCCACCACCUGCUCCAGUCACCUCCCUGCCAGCACCCAGCAGUUCAGGAGUGAAGACACAGACUCCAUCCCCAGCUCCUCUGCAGGCUCCUCAGCCUCCUCCACCCCCGCCGCCACCUCCUCCACGACCUCCAAGUGCGCCUCCUCCAGUCCAGAUGCCCGUCUCCCUGGAUUUGCCCAUGUUUUCCCCACUGAUGAUGCAGUCUGUACAGCACCCUGGGCUGCCGCCACAGCUUGCACUACAGCUGCCUGGCAUUGACUCUCUUUCCUCCAACCUCACACAGCUGUGCCAAACACAGCUGGGAUUGGAUCCAAACUUCCUGCACCAGUCGCAGUUCAAGCGACCACGCACCCGCAUUACUGACGAUCAGCUGAAGAUCCUGCGGGCCCACUUUGACAUCAACAACUCUCCCAAUGAGGAGCAGAUACAGGAGAUGGCUGAGAAGUCCGGUCUCCCCCAGAAGGUCAUCAAGCACUGGUUCCGCAACACCCUUUUCAAAGAGAGGCAGCGAAGCAAGGACUCCCCCUACAACUUCAACAUUCCACCCAUGACCACCUUGGAGGACCUCAGACUUGAGUCUCAGAUGAACACAUUGGAGUACUACAGGUCUGACGCCACCCUAAACAAGAGGUCAUCCAGAACUCGCUUCACUGACUACCAGCUGAGGGUCCUGCAAGACUUUUUUGAUACCAAUGCCUACCCUAAAGAUGAUGAGAUUGAACAGCUCUCCACUGUGCUCAACCUACCAACACGUGUGAUUGUUGUUUGGUUCCAGAAUGCCCGUCAAAAGGCUCGUAAGAGCUACGAGAACCAGGCUGAUACGAAAGACAGUGAGAAGAAAGAACUGACCAAUGAGCGUUACAUCAGAACCAGCAACAUGCAGUACCAGUGCAAGAAAUGCAGCAUUGUUUUCCCCCGCAUCUUUGACCUGAUCACACACCAGAAGAAGCUGUGCUACAAAGAUGAAGAUGAGGAUGGUGGCGAUGAUAACCACUCCGAGGACUACAUGGAUAACAGCGACGGGGGCUCAUCAAAGCAGACUGAGUCCCACAGACAUCCCCAAGGGACAGCCACAAGUUCUGGGUCCAGCUCUCCACUAAUGCCCUCACCGCGACCUGACGUGGAGAAGUCCUCGCCAAAACCUGAACCGACCAUUGAGAAACCAAAGCUGGCCGAGACUCUCCCUUCACAAGCGGCAAAGGCACUAGCCGACCCAAGACCCUCCAAAGCCUCGACUCCUCAGCCUCCACCACACAAGUCCCAUCAGCCCCCUAUUGCAAGGCCCCACUCACAACCACAGUCAGCGGCUGUCCCAUCCAGCCCCCUGUCCAUGACCCUGCCCUCUCUGGCGAGCAGCCUACCUCCUCAGAUGUUACAGUACCAGUGUGACCAGUGCAAAAUUGCAUUCCCUUCAGUUGAGCUAUGGCAGGAGCACCAACACAUGCACUUCCUUGCAGCUCAAAACCAAUUCCUGCACUCACAGUUCCUUGAAAGGCCACUGGACAUGCCCUAUAUGAUCUUUGAUCCAAAUAAUCCUCUGAUGACUAGCCAGUUGCUCUCAGGGGCUCUGUCUCAGUUGCCCUCCCAAAGUUCUGCUUUAGCCUCCAUGCCUGGCUCUGGUCCCCUGAAACGCAAACUAGAUGAUAAAGAGGAUAGUUCCAAUGACAAAGAUAGCGGGAAUAGUGGUGAAGAUCAACACAGAGACAAACGUCUCAGAACCACUAUCACCCCAGAGCAAUUAGAGAUACUCUACGAGAAGUACUUGCUAGAUUCAAACCCAACACGGAAGAUGUUGGACCACAUAGCCCAUGAAGUGGGCCUGAAAAAAAGAGUGGUGCAGGUCUGGUUUCAAAACACGAGAGCAAGAGAGCGAAAAGGACAGUUCAGAGCGGUCGGCCCAACCCAAGCCCACAAGAAAUGUCCUUUUUGCAGAGCACUCUUCAAGGCCAAGUCGGCUCUUGACAGUCACAUACGCUCACGCCACUGGCAUGAGGCUAAACAGGCGGGCUUUAGUCUGCCCCCUAGCCCUAUGAUGUCUCAAGAAGAUGGAGCCGAGAGCCCUAACAAGUGCAGUUUUUUUGAAUACCCGCAGCUGCCCACAAAGACCGAGGUGAACGACUAUGAAAUGCCAACUGCAUCCUCCACCCCAGUCAAACCAUCUGAGUCACUACAAAAAAACUUUUUGAGCCCUUCAUCCUUUAAAGCAGAAAACAGUGAUGAAUUUGAAGGGCUCAAUUUAAAUUCUGCCGAAGUCUACAGUGAGACCAACAAAACUGACUUUGAUGAGACUUCAUCCAUCAACACAGCCAUAAGCGACGCCACAACUGGAGAUGAGACAAACAAUGAAGUAGAGAAUCUCACAGCGAAUGGGGGUGAAAAGAUGAGUGAUUCUAAACUGAUGAUGUCAUCCAACCCUGAUGCUUAUGAAGACAGGUUCCCAUUCAGCAUGGUGAGCCCUGCCUUGAGUUUCUCCAAGGACAGUGAGUACUACUUCAGCACGAGAGAGGAUGACCUAGAUGAUAACGCUGACAGGAGUGAAUCCUCAAGCUUAACUGAUCCAAGCUCGCCCAGUCCCUUUGGAAGUACUAAUCCUUUCAAGAGCUCCAAAGGUAGUGGAGACAGACCGGGCCACAAGCGGUUCAGAACCCAGAUGAGCAACCUGCAGCUGAAGGUCCUAAAGGCUUGUUUCAGUGACUACCGCACACCCACGAUGCAGGAGUGCGAGAUGCUGGGCAACGAGAUAGGACUCCCAAAGCGCGUUGUACAAGUCUGGUUCCAGAAUGCCAGAGCAAAAGAAAAGAAAUUCAAAAUAAACAUUGGAAAGCCAUUCAUGAUGAGUCAGAGUUCCCCUGAUGGACCUAAACCAGAGUGUACUCUGUGCGGUGUGAAGUACACUGCAAGACUUUCCAUUCGUGACCACAUCUUUUCUAAGCAGCACAUUGCGAAAGUGCAAGAAACCCUAGGCAACCAAGUGGACAGAGAAAAGGACUACCUAGCACCGACCACUGUUCGCCAGCUCAUGGCGCAACAAGAACUUGACCGUUUGAAGAAGGCAAGCGACGUCCUCAGUAUGCCAGCUCAGCAGUCUGCAGUGGACAGCAACACGCUCCAUGGCCUUAGCCUGCCCACAGGCUAUCCAGGAGUGUCCGGCCUGCCGCCAGUGCUCCUUCCUGGUGUCAAUGGCCCGUCAUCCCUUCCAGGUUUUCCACCAAAUACACCUGCUUUAGCGUCUCCUGGUGCUGGCAUGCUUGGGUUCCCUACUCCAGCCACCCCCUCUCCUGCCAUGUCACUCAGCAGUGCCCCAUCCAAGAACCUUCUGCAGACUCCUCCACCUCCUCCUCCUCCUCCUCCACCUCCUCCUCCUCCUCCUCCUUCUGUUCCUCCCACUCCUUUGACAGUCAGUCAGACUGAGCAGCAGCAGCAGCAGCAGCAGCAGCACAACAAAGAUAUCGAGAAAGACAAGAAGUUGGAAAAGCAGAUGAAGGUCAAGGAAAGACAAGGUGACUCUGUCGCCGCCCAUGCCGCUGCCGGCUCCCAGGCCCCAAGUGUGAGGAAAAGAGAAAAGCCCCCCCAGACAGCGCUUAAGGGAAAAGUCGGAGGCGAGGUGUCAAUGGACCCAGCACAACUGCAAGCACUUCAGAAUGCCAUCGCUAGUGAUCCGAGCUCCUUCCUGGGGGGACAAUUCUUGCCUUACUUCAUCCCUGGCUUUGCAUCCUGCUUCUCACCACAGCUUCCCGGCGGAGUACAAGGUGGAUACUUUCCUCCACUGUGCGGAAUGGAGAACCUUUUCCCUUAUGGACCGGCCAUGCCCCAGACCAUCGCUGGCCUCUCCCCAACUGCCAUACUCCAGCAGUACCAACAGUAUCAGCAAACCCUCCAGGAUUCCUUGCAGAAGCAGCAGCAGCAGCAACAACAACAACAACAACAACAACAACAACAACAACAUCAUCAUCAUCAACAACAACAACAACAACAACAGCAGCAGCAGCAGCAGCGGAAAACACCCCCCAUGAAGUCACAGAGUGCACAGAGCAACUUCAAACCAAAAGAGGCUAAGGAAACUAAGGAUGAUAACAAAGGCUCUUCAACUGAAAGCACAAAAGCAGAACCACAAACCGAUACCAAAAGUUCAGACUUUCCAGAUCCUUUUAUUGUUCCGUCCAUCAAACACGAGUUUAUAUGCAGAAAGUGCCAGAUGAUUUUCGCUGAUGAAGACUCCGCUGUCCGCCAUCAGAAGUCCUUCUGUUACUUCGGUCAUCCUUUUUCUGACCCGCAAGAGACAGUGCUUCGUAAGGCAGUGAGCAAGUACAGUUGUGUAGCCUGCGACGUGGCUGUGAGUGGAAAUGAAGCACUUGGCCAACACCUUCAGUCGAGCUUGCACAAAGAGAAAACAAUCAAACAAGCAAUGAGAAAUGCCAAAGAGCAUGCUAGAUUAUUACCUCACUCUGUCUGCUCCCCUAACCCUAACACGACAUCUACCUCGCAGUCUGCAGCUUCUUCUAAUAACACCUUCCCUCAUCUCUCUCGCUUGUCCAUGAAGUCCUGGCCAAAUAUCCUUUUCCAGGCUUCAGCCAGGAAAGCUGCUUCUUCUACUUCCCCAUCUGCUUCUCCCCCCCCCCUUUCCUUGCCUUCAACGGUUACCUCAACUUCCUGCACCACCUCAGGGGCUCGGACCUCACUACCCACCGAGAGUUGUUCAGACGAGUCUGACAGCGAGUUAAGCCAGAAGUUGGACGACUUAGAUAACUCGUUGGAAGUCAAGGCAAAAGCCGCCUCUGGCCUUGAUGGCAAUUUCAGUAGUAUGAGAAUGGAUAUGUUCAGUGUGUAGGAGUGAAAACAGGAUCCCUUGCUUAAAGAAAAAAAAAUAAGACUUUAAACUGCAGUUCCAAAGUUUCUCUAACCCAAAAAAUUACAGUACCAAAAGAUUGACUCAGGAUUGUUUUUCCCAUAUUGAUAUGCUGGCAAGAUAUUGAUUGAUUUUUGUUAUGGACAGAACUGUUGCAGAUGCUUGACUGAGCUUUUAUUGUAUACAAAAAUACAUGGAGUAGGAGAAAAUCUCACAAGUUCUUUUGGAGCUUGUUUCAAGCCAAAAACUCUCACGAUAGCAAAUUGCACCUCAGCUGGAUUGAUUUCCAAAUGCUAGCAUGUACUGUAUGGGAUGAUGAUCCAGAACUUUCCAAGAGAAUUUCUCUUAGUUUAGUUAGGUGUAAUCUGUAGCUUUAAAUUCUCAGGUCAGAUCAUAACAUGUCUCAUUUGUUAAAGCAGCAAGAAGCCUGGUGACACGUGGCUUUUAACCAAAACAUGUCAAGCUUUAUUGGACGCAUUUUCUUGAUGUGUGUAGUGUACCAUACCAACAGACAAUAUUACUGUUACAGGACAAAACACGUAUUCUUUUAGUUUGCCCUACAAAACAGUAUGGUUUUACCACUGAGGGAGUUUAGAAUGGUGAAGUGAUGUGCCCCUGUGUUUUCCAGUUUGUAAUUACCACAAACUGUAUUUUUACCCAACCUUCUUUGAUUUCUUGUAGAUUAUACUAUUCUGUGCCAACUCUUACCUUCUCACUUUUACCUCUGCUCAUGCCCUUUUCUGAAGAGGUAAUAAUUCUAGUUUUGAUAGACUCUUGAGGAUUAUGUGAAUAAGACAUUUUUUCAUUUGUGAAUUGCUAUACUGUUACGGUACUUGCUUGUGUCUGGACUCUAGUGCACUUAUUUUAAUUUUGUUUGAUUUUUUAUUAUUAUUUUGGUAGGUCAUGUGUUAAUUUAAUAGACAUUUGGUUUUGUUUGUUUAAUUGUUUGUUUGUUUGUUUGUCCGUUCAUUUGUUUGUUUGAAUUAUUAUUUGUGUGUAGUGCAGCAGCAUAAUGGUCAACAUUUGUUAGACGUUUUAACAACCUAACAAUCCAGAGACCUGUUUAAACAAUUGGUGCAUUCAUGAAAGUAGUACUGUAUACUUGAACCUGUUAAAAUACAAGUUGGACAAAAUAUAAAAAAGGUAUGAGUAUUUGCUUCAUGUAAGCAAAUAAGCUGCUUUAAAAAAAGGGGGACUAAAGCAUUUUGUUUUGUAUAAUGAAAAGAUUUUCCCUGUGCUUAUAGGACUGAAUACAGUGUUAACCCUGUACACUGCCAUUUAAUGAAUAGAUAAUUGUACUUCCAUUACUGCUCUGGGCACUUCAGUUUUCCUGUUGUCAUGAGAAUUGAACUUUUCUGUUUGCCAUCAUAUUUAGUCAUAUAUGCAUUACGAAGUAUUAUCUUAUAACAACGUUUUGCUGCUACAGUGUAAUGUUAUUUUGCUUGCCAUAAAUUCUCAACCUUCUACCAGACAGAAUACUGAUUCAUGAAUUGCUUUGCUUUGCUGGUUUUUCUGGUUUGUUUUAUUUUUUUUAUUUUUUAUUUUUUUGCUGUGGAACUCAAAGAAUGUGAAAGCUGUCAAGGGUGUUCAAUUUUUACGAAUCACUUUCUUGUUUGGUAACAUAGGACAAUGUGAUUCAUUCCAAAGCGACAGAAGGCUAUUUGUAUGAAAGUAAAUGGCUUGUGAACAAAGAAAGCUAAGCUGUUGUACAUAUUCGUAGUUGGCUGUGCAUGGUACAAAUUUAUUAAUAUGAAGAAAUGCAAAAUGUAUUGCUUUUGGUAUUCCUAUUCUGAGAUGAACAAGUAGCAUGUAAUGCAGCUGUAUGACAGGUUAAAUCAAAUCAUGCUUAAAAUUGUUUCAAAUGAUGAAAUCAAGUAACAUUUCAUUUUACUUUUUAUUAUUGUACAGGUGUUUUCUUUUUGUUAAAGUUUAAACACAAAUGUCACAGUUUAUAAUUCUCUUUUAUGUGAACUUUUUAAUGUACUUAUUUGGGAUUUUUAGUAUUUUAACCUUUUAUUUUAAUCCUGAAGACACUUUUUGAUUGUGUUUCAUAAGAGACAUCCUGGCCUCCUAAGGUGCAAUCCUUGCCUGUGUACAAACACGAGUGACUGUCCUGAUUCCAAAGGCUUUUAGAAACCCCGGCUUUUGCCUUUCUCCUGUCUGUGGAUCAGCAGCGCAAGACUGAGCUGUCAGCUAGCACCUCACGCAAACGGUGUUAGCCCAAAGCGGAAUACUUACCACACAGGGGUCUGGUAAAGCAACCCAACAGACACACCUAAAAGAAACAAAGAAAAGGAUGGUCCAAUAAUAUAACUGUACAUAAAUGUUGCAACUGCACAGCAGCCAAAAAAAGAAACCUUUUUACGGAUGGAUAGUGUCAAGCAAAAGAGGACAGCCUUCUAAAGGUUGAAAUUUUAGGAUUGUUCUUCUGGAUAUCAAAGGGAUUAUCACGGCGCAAUCAUAUUCUUCACAAUAUGUACUCUUAACGCCUGGGUAAGAUAGCAACCACAACCUGAGGUUUUAUUCAAAAAAGAAGCCCCUAUGGCUAAAACUUUAAAUAAACUAAACCAAAAAUGUUAUUGAUGUUUUAUAUAUAGAGGGUAGUCUCAUUAGUUUUUGUUACUGUAAUGUUUGAGGUCUCAGCUGUACCGUAUUACGGUAAUAACAUGGUUUUGAAACUUUUUUUUUAUUUUGUCACAGACCUGUUGUCAUAGUUGAAAUGACGUUUAUUGUAGAUGGUAUUUGAACAACUUCUUCUGGAAAUAGUUCAUCAAGUAUGUUUGUUGCUCAUUGUUGUGAUACAUUAAAAACUGUAUCUGCGAACCAA
Alosa sapidissima (American shad) is the source of this 13774-nucleotide messenger RNA. It is a transcript of the gene zfhx4, whose product is annotated as zinc finger homeobox 4. Gene Ontology annotation, molecular function: DNA-binding transcription factor activity, RNA polymerase II-specific; RNA polymerase II cis-regulatory region sequence-specific DNA binding; zinc ion binding. Gene Ontology annotation, cellular component: nucleus. Gene Ontology annotation, biological process: regulation of transcription by RNA polymerase II. Lineage: Eukaryota; Metazoa; Chordata; Actinopteri; Clupeiformes; Clupeidae. The record is from RefSeq and is a predicted model, not a curated record.